AUGGAAUACAAGCGCACUGGAGGUGGGGCACAGGUGUCCUCCCCCUCCUCCACAAGAUGGCGUGCGGGUAGAGAUGCCGCUGCAUGGAGUGAUCCAGAUCUCUUUGGAGACGGAGACGGGGAGGUGACGCAUGAGGAGUUCGAUGUAAAUGAAGGGUACCCUCAGGAAAAUAGCGGGAAUAAUGCACAGGCGAACAAGCAAAACCGCCGGGCGAGCACCUUCUCUCUCUCCGGCUCAGAUAGAGAAGCUGACGAGGCCCCACCGGAAGAACCCGCUGCUCCUCGACAUCAAAGGAAGCAGCGGCAGCCUCCCCUUAGCGCGAAUUCUUUCCUCUUUAACGCCGACGGCUCUCCUAAUGAUGGAAUUCUUUCAAUGUACUGCAGUAUCAAUUACUCGAAAGAGAAGCUGCAUAGGUUCAAAUUUUUCCAGGUUCAGGAGGACCGCGAUGCGCGAAAAGAAGAAUGUAAGAAGGAACUGCGUGCAGCGCAAGCCCUUCUAGCGAUACAUCUUCGCGGAGGAAAGGCGACUGACAAGCCUAGGCUGGGCCAGGAUGACUUACAGCAGCAGCAAACACAAGAGGUCCUGAGGGCGGGGGUUCUCGUGAAGAACAAGAAGCGCUACUUGGCACGCUUGGCCGUGGAAGAACGUGUGGAUCUACGGGAUGAUUUGAACACUUUGCUUUCAGAAAUCAGGGAAAGCCUGGUCUUGUGUUACCCCUACAACGAGCAUCUCUCCCGCUUAGCCCGAAGGCUUGAUAAGAUUAGUACCCACCCGGACCUAUGGGCGAAGUACCGUCCGCGCCUCGUUAAGAUGCAUGUGCACGGUUUUUUAGAGAGGUGGAAAUAUGCGGGAUAUCCCCCGAAUCCUAGCAAGCUGUUACAAAGCGACCAAGCUGACCCGCCACCGGAGACUGAAGAUCGGUAUGUGCACCCUACAGAGGAGUGUAUGGGCGACGAUCCCUACAGGAAAAACGCCUGGGAAGACGAGCAGCAAAGCUCGAUACCCCCUCAUGGAUUUCAACUACCCCAAGAACAUGCAGAUAUUGGAAGAGGACAAGCAGGCCAAGGUGCUCGAGAAGGGCCAUACCCUGAGGAAAAUGGCCCCUCUGCUGAGGAACUUGCGGAAUUACGGCAGAAGCAGCGCGAGGCGAAGGAGAAGAGGCAAAAACUAAGAAUGGAGGCGCAGCAACAACUAUUAUUAUCGUCCAACAAUAAGGCGGAAUCCGGGAAUGAUUCAGUACCUUGA
Molecule: messenger RNA, 1245 nt
Organism: Cyclospora cayetanensis
Lineage: Eukaryota; Apicomplexa; Conoidasida; Eucoccidiorida; Eimeriidae
Exons: 3
Coding region: 1-1245 (414 amino acids)
Source: RefSeq, a predicted model, not a curated record